AUGCCGAUCAUAAAGCCUGCCACGCUGGCUCCUGAUGCGCCUCAACAGCACAAGCAACCCUCCAGAAAAGGAAAGAAGGCUUGGAGAAAAAAUGUGGAUGUUACCGAAAUUCAAGAGGGGCUUGAAGAAGUGCGCGAGCAGAUAAUCAAAGGAGGUAUCAUUGCCGAGAAAGAUUCCUCAGAGCUCUUCGCUGUCGACACCGCCGGCGACAUUUCCAUACCCAGGAAGUUCUUGAAGGAAACCAAACGCCUCAAAGCAGAUGAAAUCAUUGCCCAACGCUCCGCUGUCCCAGCAGUAUCAAUCCGCAAGCGACCUGGUGAUAACACUACGAAUGGACUCGCCCAACCCAAGCGUCAGAAAACCAGCUAUGUCUCACAUAAAGAACUUACCCGACUCCGCAAUAUCGCCGACGGACGAAAAAAUGAAGCUCUAGUCGAGGUUACGGAGGCUUCCUUCGAUCCAUGGGACAUCCAAAAAGAUGUUGAAGAAGCAAAACAAGACCCCCGCUUCUCGUUCCUCGAGAAGAGCAAAAAGAGAACCGCCCCAAAGACCUUGAAGCAGAGACCCAUUUCUCUCGCAGCCAGCGGCAAAGACAUCCCAGCAGUUAAGAAGCCAGAGGGCGGCUAUAGCUACAAUCCCAUGUUCGCCGACUAUGAAGAGCGUCUCACGACAGAAGGCAACAAGGAAACCGAAGCCGAGAAGAAGCGUCUCGCAGCUGCAGAAACAGAGCGCGUGAAAUUCGAAGCAGCAACCAAAUCUGCCGCGGAGGCAGAGGCUGCAGAAGUUCGAGCAGAGCUGUCGGAAUGGGAGGAAGAUUCUGCAUGGGAGGGCAUUGAGAGCGGGGCUGAGGAUGUGAGGUUGAAUGCUAAGAGACCUGAGCGGAAGACACAGGUGCAGAGGAACAAAAUAAAGAGGAGAAAGGAGGAGGAGCGCAAGGCGAAGAUGGCUGCGGAUAUCAAGAAGAAGAAUGAGCAGACGGCGCAAGUGAAAAAGAUUGCAAAGGCGUUGAAUGCCAAGGAGACCUCCCGUGCCUUGGCUCUUCUGAUCGACGAUGAUGAUAGCAGUGAGGGCGAUGAUCUCGAGCUCAGACGACGGAAAUUGGGCAAGAUUGCUCUGCCGGAAAGAGACUUGGAGCUGGUUCUGCCUGACGAAUUACAGGAGUCGCUGAGAUUAUUGAAGCCGGAAGGGAAUCUGCUCAAGGACAGAUACAGGAAUCUUCUUGUGAGGGGUAAAGUCGAGAGUCGCAGACCUAUCAGCUUUUCCAAGAAGGCGAAGAGAAAGGCUACGGAGAAGUGGACGCACAAAGACUUUAUGUUGCAUUGA
This is a messenger RNA of Lachnellula hyalina, 1323 nucleotides long. RefSeq names its product Ribosome biogenesis protein (gene rrp16). Lineage: Eukaryota; Fungi; Ascomycota; Leotiomycetes; Helotiales; Lachnaceae. The record is from RefSeq and is a predicted model, not a curated record. Gene Ontology annotation, molecular function: 5S rRNA binding. The transcript is spliced from 2 exons. Bases 1 to 1323 code for a protein of 440 amino acids. Gene Ontology annotation, cellular component: nucleolus. Gene Ontology annotation, biological process: rRNA processing; ribosomal large subunit assembly.